GGCUCAUUAGGACACUUGGGCCCAGCAGCUUCUUCUCCUGAGCUUGAAGGAGCCCCUGUCUGAAGCCACAUAUCUGGGAAGUUAAUCAGAUCUGUUUUCGGACACUCAAUAUUAAGGACCUAGAUUUUAGAAGGGGGCAUAGAGGCUUCAACGGAUGAAAUCCUGAAAUAUGAGGGUCACCCGAGUGCUACAGCUGUCUGUUUUGUUGGUGGGGCUCUGCCAGGCCCAGCGAGCCCCUCCACCCUCCACCUCAGAGGAGGCAGGGGGGGUCCCCGUGUCCCAGAUGAAGAUGCUGGCGCUGGGCCUGGCUCACCUGCUGCAGGGCGUGGAGGAGAACGCCCGGCAGCUGGAGCAGAGGGGCGAGCAGGCGGAGGCCGAACUGGACGGGGCCACGAGGAACCUGGAGAGCCUCAGGAAGCAGAGUCUAAAGGCCGGACGGAAUCACAGGCAGGUGAGGAAGGACCUGCAGAUCCUGAGCGCCCGGGGGGACCGGCUUUGGAUGGCUGCCAGAGAUCUGCAGAAGGUUCUGGAGGACGUGGAGACUGAGCAGGGAGCCAUGCAGCAGCGGAUCAACCGGGUCCUCCAGAGAAUAAGGAGUCUGACGGAGCCCAAGUCCAGGGGGAAAACACAGCUGGACAUGGGCUCUGUGAAGGUUGUGAUGGAUAAACAGGCCCGAAAGCUAGCCAGUCUAAACUCAGAGUUUUCAGCCCGGGACAGAAUGAUUGACAGACGCCGGCGGCACAUUGACCACCUGGAGAUACAGAUAUCUGAGAGCCUCCCAGCAGCACUGAGGGCAGAUUCUCUCUCCGACUGUGUGUGAUGAGCCCAGCUGCAUCAACACAGCCUCUCUGAGCCAAUACACCUGCACACUGCCAUUAUGAAGCUAAGAAAAUGAACUGCUCUGAAACUUACAAAAGCAUGUGUCACAUUUAACAAAUAUGUAGAUAAGUACACAUUUGGGUUAGUCGUCUGUGUUGUCCUCAACAAAACACGCCUACAGUAUGUUCAAAAAUAGUUACGAAAUAAAGCUUUCCUUUUCCUGCAACCU
This is a messenger RNA of Trematomus bernacchii (emerald rockcod), 1048 nucleotides long. RefSeq lists its product as uncharacterized. The transcript is spliced from 4 exons. The record is from RefSeq and is a predicted model, not a curated record. Lineage: Eukaryota; Metazoa; Chordata; Actinopteri; Perciformes; Nototheniidae. Bases 170 to 820 code for a protein of 216 amino acids.